AUGUCGGUGUACAUUCAGCUAACACAUGACCUGUCGGGAACAGUUACGGCUGUGACAAUUGGAGAUUGGAUUUUAGGGAUUCUGAAGCAGAAGAACAUCCAAGAGUACGAAGUGUUCUUUAAGAAAUUUUUGAACAUAUAUCAGAAGCAGGACAAAGACUCAGAGAGUAAUAACAGAUCAGAGAUAUUUUCACUAUUACUAUCGGCUAGCGAUUUUAUAUUUGAGACAUUAGUAGAAACAAAAAAGAAGAACAAGAUAAAGGUGAUAAUUGAUAAUAAGGAAAGCAUAAAAAGUUUCAACGAGUUUUACAAGGAAGUGGAAGAAUACUUUGUUAUUUUAAUAUCCAUUUUGCAGUUAGAAUUUAAAAGUGUAGAAGAUUUAAAUAAUGCAACAAAUAAUUUUAUCAAAGCUAUUAAAAAUUUUAAUGUUUUUCCAGAAUUGAGAUUAAAAAUUUUACAACUAUUAUACAACUCAUUCAGUGUAAACUUUUCCUUUAGAUUUCCAACAUUCAUUGCUAUACUACAAUUUUCAUCACAAAAUAAUAUUUUUCAUUUUAUAUUACCAUAUAUAAAAUUUAUCGAUCAAUGGAUUAAAGAGUGGAAUAUUAGUUCACGUGAAAAGAGACAAAUAUAUUUGAUUAUAGCACAAGAAUUAAAGAAGUUAAAAAAGUAUGAAGAUUCAUUUAAACAUUUAAAAAAACACAUUUAUUAUUUCCAAAAAGAAGGACAGGAAUUUUUAAAUCAUCCAAGUACAAUCAAUGCAAGUAUUGAAUUAAUAGUGGAUUCGAUUAAUCUAAAUAAUAACAUUUAUUUUCAUGAAUUAUUAACUUUGGACGCUAUUCAGAAUUUACAAAAUAUUCAUGAACAUCAGCCUAUUUUCCAGUUAUUAACAAUAUUUUACAAAUAUAGUAUUCAUGAAUUUUUAACUUUUAAAAAUAACUAUGGUGUCGAGUUUUUUACAAAAUAUAACAUUGAUCUAGAAAUUGCAGAAAAUAAAAUUUAUCUAUUAUCCAUUAUAUCACUGUUUAAAGAUGCCAAGGUACAAAAUAUACAAUAUAUAUCUGAACAACUUAACAUUACAACUAUAAAAAUUGAAAAAAUUCUAGUUGCUGCUAUUGGAAGUGGUGUUAUUGAGGCCAAAAUUGACCAAAUAAAUAAAAGUGUCCAAAUGAAAACUACCAUUUUGAGACAUUUUGAUGACACCCAUUGGGAAAUUCUAAAUUCACAAAUUACCAAGUAUAUAAAUAAUGUGCAAAAAAUACUGGAUAUGACAACAACACGUACGAGGGGUGGUGUUAUGUCUAACAAGUAA
Molecule: messenger RNA, 1311 nt
Organism: Plasmodium gonderi
Lineage: Eukaryota; Apicomplexa; Aconoidasida; Haemosporida; Plasmodiidae
Exons: 1
Coding region: 1-1311 (436 amino acids)
Biological process (GO): cytoplasmic translational initiation
Cellular component (GO): eukaryotic translation initiation factor 3 complex; cytoplasm
Molecular function (GO): translation initiation factor activity
Source: RefSeq, a predicted model, not a curated record